UGUCUAAUGGGCAGGUAGAUCCAGAUGAACAAUUAUUGGAUGAUGAUGAUGUAUAUAUAUUGAUAGGAUGGUCGUGCAUCAUUGCGGAGGACAUGUCCAUGCAUACGAGAGAACCUAUUAGGGACAGCAAACUAUCAGGACCUGAAUGGAUAAGGGAGAUUGUUUAUGGACAUUCAGAUAGAUGCUAUGAAGCCUUCAGGAUGGAGAGACAUGUUUUUCUGAACCUAUGUGAAUUAAUGAGGGCAAAAGGUUGGUUGAAAGAUAGUCGGUUUAUUAGGAUAGAUGAACAAGUUGGGAUAUUCUUAUCUAUGGUUUGUCACAAUAACUCCAAUAGAGAUUUAUGUGAGAGAUUCCAACGUUCAGGACAAACAAUUAGCAACUAUUUCAAUAUAGUGUUGAAAGCAAUUAUCAAACUCUCAAAGGAAGUUAUCAAACCACCGUCCUUUGAUGUUGUCCCACAGGAAAUUCUUAUGAAUCCUAAUCAUGAACGAUACUUCAAGGUAUGGUUUUUAUUUUUUGAGUUUACAUUAUCAAAUACAUGUAGUUGAUAAUCUUGUAUAACAUUAGAUUUUUAUAAAUGCACAGGGCUGCGUAGGUGCUAUUGAUGGCACCCAUAUCAAUGCUUCCGUCCCUGUGUCUGAGCAGGUCCCAUAUAGAGGUAGGAAAGGGAAUACCACCCAGAAUGUGCUGUGUGUUUGUUCAUUUGAUAUGAAGUUUACUUUCGUGUAUUCUGGGUGGGAAGGAUCUGCCAACGAUUGUCGGGUGCUUUCGGCAGCACUCGAGACUCCUCGACUGCAAUUUCCUCGACCACCAUUAGGCAAAUACUACGUGGUAGAUUCUGGUUAUGCAUCACUUCCGGGAUUUUUAACUCCGUUUAAAGGUGAACGGUAUCAUUUGAACGAUUAUAGGGGGCGUGGAAGACGGCCAAGCACAGCAAGAGAAUUGUUUAACCAUAGGCACUCUUCACUAAGGAAUGUCAUUGAGAGGUCAUUUGGGGCAUUAAAGAAUCGCUUCACCGUUUUGAGACACAUGCCCCCAUUUACAAUAAAAAAGCAAGCACUUGUUGUAAUUGCAUGUUGUGCUCUCCAUAAUUACAUUCGUGAGGAGGACAAUAUGGACAAAAACUUUUCUCAUUAUGGAGAUCCAGACUACCCAUUUGGAGCUAGAGAAGUGGAGGUUGCGGAUGAUACACCACUUGAGCAAGCAGCUGAGAUAAACAUGCUUAGGAAAAGUAUUGCAAAUAAAAUGGCAAGGGAUUACAAUUUGCCCGAGAUUCCAUGAUUUGUGUUUCUGACUUUUGUAAUAUUAUUUUUAAAUACUACAUGACGAUGGGAGAUGAUCCUUACAUGUACUUUUGUCAUUUCCUUUUGUUUUAUUACAUGUACUUUACUGAUGGUA
Molecule: messenger RNA, 1398 nt
Organism: Syzygium oleosum
Lineage: Eukaryota; Viridiplantae; Streptophyta; Magnoliopsida; Myrtales; Myrtaceae
Exons: 2
Coding region: 709-1281 (190 amino acids)
Source: RefSeq, a predicted model, not a curated record